Necator americanus (New World hookworm) is the source of this 759-nucleotide messenger RNA. RefSeq lists its product as uncharacterized. NCBI's taxonomy places the organism in Eukaryota, Metazoa, Nematoda, Chromadorea, Rhabditida, Ancylostomatidae. Bases 1 to 759 code for a protein of 252 amino acids. The transcript has a single exon. The record is from RefSeq and is a predicted model, not a curated record.
AUGAUGUAUAAACCACCUGAACCCAACCCCACGGUAGACAACAAGUUUCGAGUGUUCGCAACAUCAGUGUACUCCGUUUUGGAGCGUUUCUCGAUAAAACACGUAAAUUUCAAUCUCUCUGCCGCGCAACGCCGAGGCCUACGUGAGAUUCGCAGUCUUAUUACAGCUGGAGAGAUCAAGGUCUCCGUUAGUGAGAAUGGAGGCGAAUUUGUUGUUCUAUCACGUGAACUAGACAAGGCGAUAACGAGACAACAUCUUGAGGAUGACAGUCUAUAUGUCCCAUCCUCCGCCAAUGAGUUCAGAAAGCAAUGUCGCCGCCUAAACAGGGUUUGGGUAGAAACAGCUGGAACAGCAGGGCUCCCAAAAAACUUUAUUACGCGUCUCAAGAACGACUUACCUGCAUGUUCAGUCCUAUACACGCUAAUCAAAACUCGCAAGCUCUCUGAAAAUGGCCUCACUUCGAACGAUCCACGUGACUUUAAAGUGAGACCUAUCAUUAGUGGUAUCGGAGGCCCCACGGAUAGGAUUUCCUGGCUGCUCAACAUAAUCCUAAAUCAGCUGCUCAAAUAUGUCCCUGCCCACCUCAGCAGUUCUAGCAACUUCCUAAAACAUCUCCGCAGUACCUCGUUUGAGAGUGAAUGUGUAGUAGAGACCUUUGACGUUACGUCACUCUAUACGAACGUUUCAAACGAUGUAGCGAUGCAGGCUGUUAACGAACUGCUCACACAGCGCCAGGCUUUAUUGAACAUGUAUGGAUAA